Molecule: messenger RNA, 6478 nt
Organism: Sceloporus undulatus (fence lizard)
Lineage: Eukaryota; Metazoa; Chordata; Lepidosauria; Squamata; Phrynosomatidae
Gene: PASK
Product: PAS domain containing serine/threonine kinase
Exons: 19
Coding region: 172-4488 (1438 amino acids)
Biological process (GO): intracellular signal transduction; negative regulation of glycogen biosynthetic process; regulation of DNA-templated transcription
Cellular component (GO): nucleus; cytoplasm; cytosol
Molecular function (GO): protein serine/threonine kinase activity; ATP binding
Source: RefSeq, a predicted model, not a curated record
AGAGACCUGAAGCUGAAGGCAGGCAGUUGGGUCGGAAGGAGGGCGGCGGUGGCAGCUCGGGAGGGGAGCUCCGUUCCAGCGCCAGGAAGAACCCAAGCCAAGGGGGCCCCUGAGCAUGUGCAGAAUGCUGAAUUUUCUAGGGAGAAGAAGCACUCUGAUUUAGAUGUGACCAUGGCAGCCAAGGAAUGUGCCUCUUCCAAAGAAGUCCUGGUGGGUUCUUCAGUAACCCCGAGUCUUCCAGCAGUCUGUGAACAGUUGAACAAGUCCUUUCCAUCGACCAACAAGAAAAGGAAGAACGGCCUUUCCAGGCUUUGCAAGAAGAAAACAUCUUUGUCAGAAAACGGAUGGAAUUCCUAUUGUUUAUCUUCAUUAGCUGCCCGAAACAUCUGUACCAGCAAACUUCACAGCUCUUGGACUCACUUGGAAUCUUCUUCUCUCUCUUGUUCAAUAUGUAAUGCCUCUUCUUGUUCCCUCUUAAAUGUCCUGGCCUUGGGAGAAUCUACUCAGACUCUGCCAACGGCUAUACGCAGCCCAAACAAAGCCAUCUUCACUGUGGAUGUCAGAACAACCGAGAUUGUAGUUGCAAAUGACAAAGGCUGCAAGCUUCUUGGCUAUAGUACUCAGGAAGUGAUUGGCCAGAAAUUAUCUCAAAUGAUUACAAAAUCCAGUUGGGAUAUUAUGGAAGCACUGAAGAAAGAACAUGCUGGUGCUGAAGAACAUGAAGCAGUAGUUCCUGGAACAGUGGUAGAUGUUAUUUCCCGUAGCAAUGAGAAGAUCCCAGUCUCUGCUUGGACAAGAAGAAUUAAAGCCCAUCACAAUGAGUACUGUGUGGUUGUUCUGGAGCCUGUGGAAAGACUUUCUGCCUCUGUUUUUUUCACAAGUAAUGGAGAGAUUGCUUCCUGUGACCCCCUUUUUGCUCAUCUUUAUGGGUACACAUCCUCAGAAGACGUGAUUGGUCAUUAUAUAACCGACCUGAUUCCCUCUAUUCAAAUCCCUACACCUGGCAAGAAAAUUCCAGAGAAUAUCAAGAUUCAGAGAUCUGUUGGCCGAGCAAGGGAGGGAACAACAUUCCCCCUCAGCCUGAAACUGAAAGUGAACUUCCCUAUUCAAGAAAGUGUCCCAAUACUAGAGAACCAUGAGCCAGAACUUGAUGCUGACAUUUCAGAAGAUAGCACACCUUCUUUGCCUGUAAAUUGUUCUUUCUGUGCUACCAUCUGGGUUUUUACUACCAUCAGUGGGCUGAUAACUGUUCAAGCUGAUGGCACAAUUUAUGGAAUCAACAACACAUUUUCUCUUAUGCUGUUUGGCUAUGAAAAAAAGGAGCUACUAGGAAAGAACAUAACUUUCUUGAUUCCUGGUUUUUACAAGUAUAUGGACAAAGUUGGGAAUUCCUCUCUGCAGCUCCAAAGAUCUAGAGGAAGUGAUGAUGUAGAUGUAGAAAAUGUGAGCAAAUUUAAAGGAUCCCAGAUGGAUGGCUGUAGUACAGUAGAAGGCAAUGAAGGCACCACCCCAGGCAUUGGAAAUGUGUCUUCAUUGAGUCUGCAAGUACAACGGAAAUUAACAUGGAGUGAUGGGGCAGAGUUCCCUACUGGGAAGGAUGCCCAGUUAGAAAUGGGGGGUAAUUUGCCUUCCCUUCUGUCAUCUUCCCUAGAGGCAUCUACAUCACUUAAUCGAGACUCAACAGUUAGAAUGAAUGUGUCUAUCACUGAUGAGAUUCUGCCUUCUGAGCGGCUAUGUGAAGGAGUCAGCACCUAUUCCCAGAUGACAAAGCCUACUAACUCCCAGCCACAUGAAACCUGUUCACCAAAUCAGUCUCAUUCUGAACCACAUGUAUUAGAAGUUAGAGCUAAACAGCAAGAGAAGCAUCUUCCCAGGAGCAGUUGUGAUCUAAUUCAGGGAGAAGAAGAAGGUGAUGCUUUAAAUACCCACAGUUCUGGUUUCCCAUAUGAAAUAAUGGAUUCUGCCACAACAAUAAAAAGUGAUGCAACAGAGCUCCAGGACAGGGAAGAAACACAGCGGGAGGGUGGACCUAACCUGCCUUCUCUUUUAUCACCAUCCACAGGGGCAUCUGCAUCACUGAAUAGGGACUGUACAGCUGGUAGUCAUGGGCUGGACCAUGAUGAAGUCCUGCAUUCUGAGAGCUUACAAGAUGGAUAUUUCACUGAGACUGCAAAAGCUAUUAGUUUUCAGGAGCAUGAACCACAUUUACAAAACCAGUUGCAUUUGGAGCCAUGCGUGUUAGAAAAUAAAACUAAAUUGCAGGAGAGGGUUCUUUGCAGGAGCACCUGUGACUUGUUUCAAAAAGAAGAUGAACUUUCUGAUAGACAUGCUUUUGGUUUGCUACAUGAAACUUUGGGGAAAUGCCAAUCUACCCCUAUAUCUGCAGGGCAAAAAGGUUCUCUCUUGGGUGAUCAGAGUUCGCCCGUAGAUGAUGAUUUUGGACAUAGGACAAGUGUGCCUUGUGAUGUAUCAUUUGGCACUCCCACUCUGGAUGAACCAAUGUACAGCACAACAUCUAGUCUCAAGCAAACCCAUGGACCUCCGAAAAAUAGGGCAACAAAUGGGGGCUUUGAAAACAUUCUGUUAGAAAAUUCAACAAAUGAUUUGCCAGCCUUGUCUGAGGAAAGGAGAAGCAGCUCUCCUGUUUCUAUUGGAUCAUUUCCUUGUGAUGACUCUGCACUUACUGAGGGAAAGACAGUUGAUAUGAUGGAUUCUCUUUGCUGUGGCUUGAAGGACUUGGCUGUCAGAAGUGGCGAGACAUAUUCAGAUGCACAUGUUGCUUCUGGGCUGAUACAGCUCUCCUUGUUAAGUGGGGUAGAUUGUGGCCAGUCCCUGGACCAGAGUAAUACUAUUUCUGCAAGCAUUCAAGCAGAGUUCCUGUUGAAGGCUGAUUCUCCAGCUGGCUGUCACAGAAGCUUGCUUGCUAAUAAACAUUCAGGUCCCUCUGGCUUAGAUUUUGGUACCCACUGUUCUUCUGAGGCUGAAUGUGCUGCAGAGAGCAUGGGUCACCAUCUAGAAACACAGUCUCCAAAUAAUGAUGAACUGUCCAAAGAAGAAUUUAUGCUGUCGAAGCAACAGAACAUGGCACAAGCAACAUCUACUCCUGUGAAACUAGAAGCUGUGCUAUCUCAAGGAACUAGUCUGAACAGUGAGAUCCAGGAAGGCAGCUAUUUGGGCAACUGCUAUCACAGAGAUGGUUCCAGACUCAGCAUACUCUUUGAAGUGAGACGUGUAGAACUGCAAGACCCUGCUGCUCUCUUUUGUAUUUGGGUUAUGAGAGACCAUUUCCAGAGCCAGAAAGAAGCAGCAGCAAAAACACAGUUACUGCUUUCCAGUUGGGCCAGUUCCUCUCAAACCCUUGUAGAUGUCCCUGUUCACAGUUUAGCAGAUUUGAUCAAAACAACACCUUUGUUUGAGAAUUCACGGCGAGCUGAAGAGCUGGAAAAACUGAAGGCUUGUGAGGGAGAAUAUGGAAAGAAAUAUGAUACACUUACACUCAUUGGCAAAGGAGCCUUUGGAUUUGUCUGGACAGCCAAAUGCAAGAAGGAUCAAAAAGAGGUUGUAGUAAAGUUCAUAUGGAAAGAAAGAGUAUUGGAUUAUUGUUGGGUGGAGGACCCUGAACUGGGGACAAUCACUCAGGAGAUUGCAAUUCUCAGAAAGCUUCAGCACCCCAAUAUUAUUAAGGUACUAGAUGUAUUUGAGAACCAGCAGUUCUUCCAGCUAGUGAUGGAGAAGCAUGGGUCAGGCCUGGAUCUCUUUACAUUUAUUGAUAACCAGCCUGAUUUGGAUGAACCUUUGGCAAGUUACAUAUUCAGACAGCUUGUGUCUGCAGUGGGCUAUCUGCACUGUCAGAAUAUCCUUCAUAGAGAUAUCAAGGAUGAGAACAUCAUAAUUGCUGAAGAUUUCACUAUCAAGCUGAUAGACUUUGGCUCAGCUGCUUACCUGGAACCUGGCAAGCUUUUCUAUACCUUUUGUGGAACUAUUGAGUACUGCUCACCAGAAGUGCUCUCAGGCAAUCUAUAUCCAGGACCAGAAUUGGAGAUGUGGUCACUUGGUAUUACACUGUAUACCAUAAUAUUUGGAGAAAAUCCUUUUUGUGAGCUGGAAGAAACCAUGGAUGCUGUAUUAAGACCUCCUUGCAGUGUAUCAGAUGGCCUGAUGGAUCUUCUGUCUGGACUCUUGCAGCCAUUUCCAGAGGAUCGCACAACAUUAAAAAUAGUAGUAGAGCAUCCUUGGGUGACGCAACCUGUGAACCUGGCCAGCUACACCUGGGAGAAAGUAUUUGUCUCUGCUAAGUCAGAAGGUACCCAUUUCAAAAUUUACUCUACUGGCUGCAGUCAUGGUGGUAUCUGGGCAGCCCCAAGUCUGGAGAGUGAGCAGAGCUUUAAUGAUGAUCUCUGCAGUUAUGAACUGGCUAAUCCCCAGCACACAAGAACUGCUGCUUCUUCAGAGCAAGAACCAUCAACCUCUCUCCAGUGUCGGGACUAGUGAAGUCUGUACUCUGAACAUCACCUUGCUCUUCUUUAGUUGCUAAGAAAAAAUUGCCACAAGGAUAUGAAUUCUCUCUCCCUAAGUCUUGUGGAUUAGUGGGAUCAUGCAAAUCAAUCUACUUGCUGUGAGCACCUCUCACACAGGCUUCCUGGACAUAUGAGCAUCUCAUUUUCAUGGUGCUUAUGCUCUAAACCAAUACAUUAAAUUAUAUGACAGGCAUGCCAUAUAAAAUCUAGGAACCAACAAUGGGAUGAAAACCCAUACAUUGAUUUUUUGAUAGCGGGACAUCUGGCACUCCUGAAGACUAGGUGUAGGCGUUCAUAAUGGAUAGCGCAGGCAACCACUCUCCUGUUUCUUUGGCAUGCAUUGCUAGUGAGCAGGCCCAUUCUUUCUAACUUGGUUGUAAUUAUUGUUUGCAAGAGAAGCCUUAGUUGCCAAAGUGGCUUAAAUUGCUGAACUGAUAGGAAUGAUCUUUAGACUUUAGAUGUUUGACAGAAACAUAAUUUUUAGUGCAUUCUUACUAGCGUACCAGAGCAUCAUUUGUGCAUGUGCUCCAUUUGAGAUAACUGAUUAUGUAAAUUAACUACAUUAGUGAAGCUGCUAGCUGACUGGGUUGCCCCUAGGAAGAGUUUCUGAUGGUCACAAAUUCUGACUACCUCCUGUUGCAAGUGAUCAUCUUGCCAUUUAAGGCUGAUUCAUAUUUCAAGCCAAGGAGAUGAUCAUCUUGAGCCUACAAUACUAAUUACUGUGACAUCUUGGUAUAGUUGUGGUACUGAGAAGUCCACUUAUUGGAGGUGUCAUUUUGCAGUUGAUAGAUUUAUUCCUUGCUUAUUAAGAAAAAGAAAGUAUUUCUCAUGUUUUAUUUAGCUAUUGUACUUUAAAGUGAAUGCCUUUUUUGUCCCCAAAGAUCCCUAGUCAGAUAAUUAUAACUGUAAGUUAACUGUUUGAAGAAUCUGACUCUGUUGAAAGAAGCAGAUGUUGGAAAGUUCAAAUUCAGUUAAUUUGAUACAUCUCUCCCAAAUAAUUUUAUAUAAGUUUCUUUGGAAGAUAUAUAAAAUUUUAAACUUUAUGACAGCAAUACCUAUUUUUAUAAAUGUGCAAACUAUGUUUUAUAAGUCACUUUUGAAUUGUUUUUGAAAUGGUACGGUAUUGUUUUUUCAACUGAUUUAUACUUUAGCACAACACAAUCAUUUUUCAGUACCACUGUUAUGAAUAACAGGAAGGAUUCUGUAAAAGAUCAGUAUGCUUGUACUGGAUUUUAAAGGUGCAGAUGCUUCAGUAAUAUCUCUUCAAAUUAUUCUUUAUGAAAUAUAUUUUACUGUUUUUUAUUUUUCUAGAAUCCAAUCCUUCCUGCCUUCCAUUUCUUGAAGGAAAAUAUUUUUCUGUAUUGAAGAAAAUAUUUGAAAGAGCCAUUAGUUCUCUCUCUCUCUCUAAGUGUAAAACCCAUGUAGAAUGUUGUUUGAUUAGUACACUUAUUUAAAAUGUGCACCCACUUCAGUACUUCGGUUUCCGUUCUAAGGGUCAGUUUAUAUUAGGAAAAAAUGUCUACUAAUGAUUACCCAUAAUGUUAGAGAGAUGUUUUCUGGGAAAUUAUUGAAGCAAGUUUGGAUGCUACUCCUGUUUCUAGGUAUUGCUCCACUGGAGCAAAACUAUCUUUGUCUUACCAUGAUUUGUCGAAUGUCUUUAAACUGAAUAAGCAAGCCAGUUCUUGGGACGUCAUUUUAUACUUUAGUGUGUAUUUUAAAAUAUGGUAACUUUUCUGAACAUAAAGGUUAUUUUUUAUUCCUGUGCACUCUAGUUGUACCAAAGGAUUACUAAAUGUUCAUAUCUUAACGUGUGCCUUAACAUGUGUCCAUACAUAUGUGUCUUAAUAUGUGUCCAUACAUAUUAUCUUGCUGCCAGCAACUGUGAUUGUCUUGCUACUUUUUGUACCACAUUCCUUUUUGCUUUACAAACUUCCCAUUACAAUCUGAUCAGGAGGUUAAAA